Messenger RNA from Uloborus diversus, 5751 nucleotides. Its product is annotated as CUGBP Elav-like family member 3. Gene Ontology annotation, cellular component: nucleus; cytoplasm; ribonucleoprotein complex. Gene Ontology annotation, biological process: mRNA splice site recognition; regulation of alternative mRNA splicing, via spliceosome. The transcript has 14 exons. Gene Ontology annotation, molecular function: mRNA binding. Lineage: Eukaryota; Metazoa; Arthropoda; Arachnida; Araneae; Uloboridae. The coding region runs from base 1 to 1479 and encodes 492 amino acids. The record is from RefSeq and is a predicted model, not a curated record.
AUGGCCGCGCUUGUAAAUGGAUUUGUUGAUCCCGUCUCGCGUCAACUAAGUGUUGGACAAAAUAACUGUGAUAAUCAAGCUCCUACAAAGGAUCACGAUGCUAUAAAACUAUUCAUUGGCCAAAUACCUCGAAAUUUAGAAGAAAAAGAACUCAAACCUCUGUUCGAAAAUUUCGGAAAAAUAUACGAGCUAACGGUUCUUAAAGAUAAAUUCACAGGGAUGCACAAAGGAUGUGCUUUUUUAACAUACUGUGCGCGAGAUAGUGCCAUAAAAGCACAGAAUGCUCUUCAUGAACAAAAAACAUUACCAGGGAUGUCACGACCCAUUCAAGUGAAGCCAGCCGACAGUGAAAAUAAAGGUGCCUUUUUUCUUUCAGAAGACCGGAAACUGUUUGUUGGUAUGUUGAGCAAACAGCAAACAGAUGAAGAUGUUUUGAAACUAUUCCAACCUUUCGGACCUAUUGAAGAGUGCACAAUUUUAAGAGGACCCGAUGGUCAAAGUAAAGGAUGUGCUUUUGUGAAAUUUGAAAACCCUAGUGAUGCACAUUCUGCAAUUAGUACCCUGCAUGGUAGUCAAACAAUGCCAGGCGCUUCAUCUAGUCUAGUAGUAAAAUUUGCUGACACAGAAAAGGAACGUCAGCUAAGAAAAAUGCAACAAAUGUCUGGAAACGUGAACAUAUUGAAUCCUUUUGUUUUCAGUCAUCUAGGAGCCUAUGGCGCCUACGCACAGAUGGUUCACCAGCAUGCUCUUGCAACUGCUGUAGCACAGCAGGGAUAUAUCAAUUCUGUUUCCCCAGUCGGACCUUUGCAACUUCCACCAAUCAGUCCAGUAUCAAAUGGCAUACCAAGUCCAACCAUCACAGCUAAUGCAGGUGUGACUACUCAUCAUCCACUCACUGGAGCUUUACCAGCAUGCCCUCCAUCUGCAGUCCACAAUUUUGCCUUGGGAGAAAUACCGACUCAGCCAGAUAUUUAUGCAAAUGAUGUAGCAAAUUUGUCAAGAAGUUCUUUCUUUUUGCUGUACCCCACAGAUUACACAGAAGCAUUAGAAAAGGGUCCCGCCCUAGCAAAUGCUGAACCCUUACAAUCUGCCACAUUUUCUAGUCUCCCUUCCUUUCCUUGCAUGUCUGCAUAUCCUGCAACAUAUGGACAGUAUACUCCCACAUUGUGUCAACCACCCCCUGUUACAUCACCUGUUCAAAGAGAGGGUCCUGAGGGCUGCAAUCUCUUCAUCUACCAUUUGCCGCAGGAAUUUGGAGACAUGGAACUGAUGCAGAUCUUUGUGCCAUUUGGCAAUAUCGUCAGUGCUAAAGUAUUCAUCGAUCGAGUCACCAAUCAAAGCAAAUGUUUUGGUUUUGUGAGCUUUGAUAAUCCUCAGAGUGCCCAAGCUGCAAUCCAAGCCAUGAACGGUUUCCAAGUGGGCACCAAAAGGCUCAAAGUGCAGUUGAAACGUCCAAGGGAAUCUGGUAGACCCUACUGACAUCCAAUUUCUAAGUCUAUUGGUGCCAAAAUAGACAUCGUCUGAUGUGCUUGCUACACCUGAGAGAAAGUGCUUUUUUGCUAAGGAUAAAAAAAGGGUUUCUUAGAUGAUGAUAUCAACCUGUUCAUUAAGGGAACCUGCUCCUGAUGAGUAUUAGUGGAAAUUUUUUUUAAAAAAAAUGUGUUUUCUACUAUGUAUUUAAAAUACAGUACUUUAUCAGUCUGUAUUGUCAGGCCUAUGCUAAUCACGAACAAUUAGAGAACUGAAAAAUAUGUUGAAGCAUUAGUCAUAUCACUUGCUGGUAGCAUUUUUCAGAAAAUGUGUGCUAGCAUUUUAACGGAAUUGUAUGGACAAUUAAUUUGAAAUUUAUAUUAUUCAAGAUUUUAUUCUUAACUGUAAAUAAUUGCUUUUCUCUUAUUCCAGCCGACUUGAAUGAAUUAUUUAGAUAAUUUUUAUCAAUUUUUGUGUAUCCAAAAGUCGGUUUACAUUUACAAUGAUAAAAGAUCUUGUGAAUGUUGCAGUAGUCUUUUUCCAAAUGUUUUCAUCAUUUUUAAUAUUCAGUGUAAUCAAUGUUCUUAAAAUAAUUCAUGAGAUGUAAGAUAUUAUUUAAUGUAAAAUGCCAAAUUUUAGAAAUCAUGCUGAUGCAUUCUCGUGCAAAAAAAAUGUAGCAUUUAAGAAUAUCCUUUGUACUUGCAGUAAUUUUAUUGCAUCUAACAUAAAAUAUAAUUUCUAAGAAUGUUCUUUGCAUAAUGGCAACACUUCAGUGAAGUAAUUAUUGUCCAUUCAAAGUGAAUUGAUAUUUCAAUCCAUUUGUGCUUUUAUACUGUUUGAUAUCGAAUACGUCUGAAAAAGUUGAGAUGCUCUGUUGCAUGUGAUAGGGUGACAAACUUUUUUUGUGUUAUUUAAGUUUUGUUUCUCAUAUUUUAUAUAUUUUUUGAUUUGAGUAUUGUGUAAAAUGCUUCAAAAUAACUUAGUUUUUUAUCAUAAGAACUUAAAGUGGAAUUUAAAAAAAAAACCUUCCAUUUUUAAUGUUUACUUUUGAUUCAAAUGAGAAUUUUGCAGAUAAUUUGUCUUUGAUUUCUUAUGAUUGCAGAUAUAUAGCGUAACAAGAUGUAACAACUGGUAAGGGACUAUUGAAUAUUAUUGUUAAAAAUCGGUAUCGUUAAAUCAGAGAUACAUGCAGUUCAUCCAAUCAAAUAUGGAUCAGUAAAAUCUAUUGGUAAAUUUAGGAAAUCGCUAAAUUGAAUAUUAAAUUAAAAUUAUGCUCUACUCGAUUUGAAAUUUUAACUUAAAGUUAGAGUGUCCUUAAUGCAAGCUUAUCGUUGCAUCUCCUUUUAAAUCAUUGAUCACUAUAAUGUUAAAACUUUUCUCCAUGUAUUUUAACAGGAAAUACUUUGGCUGAGAAAUCGAUAAAAGUUUGCCUAGUUUUUUGACCAGAGAUUGAAAAAGUUUCGUUAAAUUAUAUUCUUUGUUUAAUAUGUUAAUAUUUUUGUUAAUAAUAUUUUGUUAUUUAUUUAUAUUUUGGUUUUAAUUUAUCAUACUUGUUUGAUAAGGGAGAACACGACAUGUCAAACUUCUAAUUUUGCAUGUUUUCUCAUUCAAAUGUUACUUUUCUUUCACAUCUUGUAACAUGUUUAAAAUUGUAACUUUAUAAAAGAAAGAAAUGUCUCAUAUAUGCAUUUUUAAAUAUUGAUGUGCGAGGGUAGAUCAAAUAUAAAGGAUAAUUAUUUCAUUACUGAGAAUAUCCUAUCCAUAUUUUUAUGUUCAAAAUUGAGUGAAAAAAAGGAAAACUAAAAACUUUUUUUUUUUUUUUCACAUAGAUGAUUGAAGUGGUAAAUAAAUUUUUGAGUUGAAAUAUAUAAGAAAAUAAAGACUAACAGCUCGUUACUUAUUAAGAGGUCAUCAUAUCAGUGGCAUAGAAUUAGUAAGAGAAUACUGAAAUAUUGAAAUCAAUGACAAAAUGAGAAAUAAAAUUAAGAAAACUUUUUAUGCAGGAGUACAAUAUGUAGCACAUAUCUGUAGUGUCCAUUAGUUUGACAGUAAUUACUGUAUAACCUAGCAUUAGCCGACAUGCCCAAAAAAAGCACGGUUGACCAUUUGAGGUUUAUUUUGCAACAAAACUAUAGUGAAUUUCUCCAUUCAGUUUGAAUCAGAAAUCAAACCAUUGUUACUGCAAUUCGCCCAUAAUUUUUUUAAAUAAAUUAUUUUUGGUUCCUUUCAAGAGAUAAGUUUAAUUUUUAUUUAUUGAAUAGCUAUGGUAACUUCUUUAGCACUGGCUUUAAGGCGGUAACUUACUGCUUAAAUACUUGCUUAGUUUUAAUUUAAUUUUUAUAAACAUAUUUGUUAUUGAAUAAUAUUUUUAUUGCUUUGUUAGUAUUUUAAAAACAAAAUUAAACUGUUUAGUAAUAUUAAUAGGAUAGGUAUAGAACUUAUAUAGUUAUCGCUGUGAAUAUAUAUAUAUAUAUAUUAAUUUUUUUUCUUAAUCUCGAUGUUUCCGGCAUGACGGAAAGGACCAGGCAAGUGUUGUUGAAAAUCUGGUGACCCCCGAAUUUUGCGGCAUGCCAAUUAAUGCGGGGGAAUACGGUAUGCUCUCUAAGAUCAUAUUUACUCAAACAAUUUAAGAAUACUUUUUGCUUUUUAAUUUUCUCUGCAUUUUAAAAAUCUCAUUCCUAAAAUCCACUAUAAAUAGAGAAAAACAAACUUGAAAGCAUUGUGAAGACUAUGAAGAGCUAAUCACACCAUUAUAUGAGGUGACAGGUUAGCCUUAGCUACAUAAUUUUUAAAUUCAAUAAUCUUUCAUAAAUCCCUUUUUAAUUUCUUUACUUGACCACAGUUUCCGAGGAAUUUCAUUUUCUCAGCCAAUAAAUCCUAUUUACAAUAAGUAUUUACAGAAAACAUCUUUCCAUUCAAUACCUGUUAAAGAAACAGAUUAAAGUCAUUGGUAGAGAGUAAAGCUCUAGAUUGGCGGUCGCCAGUUGCCAAUGGGCGACCAUUUCAUUAAAAAUGACUACCAAAAAAACAAGUCUUAGUCGCCAAAAGUGGCGACCAUGUGUUUCUUUAUUUGCCAAAAAUCAUAUUAUAAAUAGUGCAAUGACAGCACGCGUCCAAUCCUGAGACCUUCACUGCAUCAGUCAAGUCCAUCUUAGCGACGUAAUUCGGAGCAAACUCCCUUCAGGUUAUUUAUUUUUUGUGUUGUGUAUUUUUUUUUCAAAAACUGGCCACUUAAAGUCCAAAAUGACUACUAUUUUUUGUGACUAGUAGCCAGUGGCUACUAUUCAGAAUUCCUAGUCCAGAGCUUUAACAGAGAAAUUUCUCUAUGCUGCUGAUACAGUAUUUUUGGUUUUGAAAGUUUACCAGAGUACGCCAAAAAACAAAUAAACAAAAAAAAAAAAAAAAAACUGCUCAUAGCAAUGUUUUUCAGUGUUUUGUUGCACUUCUAACUUUGAAUUAAAAUUGAAAUUACUAAAACCAAAUCAAACAAUGAAACAGAAAAAAAAAGAGACAAAAUUUAAACAUUAAACUUUUCAUUUUAGAAAGAAAUUUCUUUUUAAUUGAUCUGUUAACAACUAAUGUUAUGACCACAUAGAGAGAAAAUCUCUGGCAAUUUUUUGAUGGAAAAGUUCAGAAUUCUAUAGUCCCUUAUGCUAUAAUCACUCUCUAUUUCAGUACUUCCCUCUGAUAUUGAAAACCUCUCUUUAUAUUGGGUACUACCAUCACAUAUUCACACAUUAGAGUAAUUAAUGUUUUCACUUCUAAUUUUAAAACCAAUGUUUAGGUCACUUAUUUUAAAGGAACAUAAUAUGCAAGGGGCCUCAUCCCCAUCCCAAAGUGCAAUGGCACCCUCUCAUUACAGAGCAACCCCCAGAACAAGACGAAGACCCCCCUUAAACACUGUUCUAAAAAAUUUAGUACCUCAGCCGCUGUAUUGAUCCCCAUUAGAGCACCCCUGCAAUAAUGCAUGAUGUAAUAGAUUUGUAGAACUUUCUUCAUUUCAUUGUGUAGCUAAUACAAUUGGAGCAUAGAAUUCAAAUGAUUAUGCUGAAUACAUUUAAUUGUUUGACUUGUUAAUAAAUGGUUGUCACCCUUGAUCUGCAGUCCACAUCAUUGAAGUAAUACAGUUCUAUUUUAAUACAAAUGUUAUGUAAUUAACUGCGGCCAUUUGAUACAACUAUGUAAAUGUGAAAAAUGCUUGCCUACUGAAUAUUGAUGCUUACGUAGGGUAGACAUUAUGAUACGAGCUUUGAAAAAUGUAUUUGUAAAGUUAUUGAGAAA